GCCCACGGCUCCCUUCCCCGCCUGCAAACUCCCCUGCCAGCCGCAGCGUCCUGCCUCCGCCUCCCCAAACUCCUUCAAACUUUCCCCGCCGCAGCCGGGACAAGAUUGUUAGGUGGGGGCGGGGGUUUAGUUUCCCUCCCUCUCCUCCGGAGCCCCCAAAUCAGGCACCACCCUGAUUUCCCCUCGCCCCGGUUGGGCAGCAAUCUGGUCUUCCUAGCAGCGCCGGUUCCUACUUUGUCCCCUCCUCACCAGUUGGGAUCCCUCUCCUGGUCAAGACGGAAACCUCCUUCUCCACUGGGAAACCCUCCUGGGGGAUUUUGAACGAAGCCUGAGCUACCGAGUCUAUUCCCAUUGCCACUACCCAAGAAGAGAAGCGGCCUCGACAUGUAAACGUAGGGAUCCCUUGGAGUUGGCCCUGGGCAUGGACAACUAUUUCCAGUCCUGGAGGAGAGUAGUAACUAGUGGAGUGGCAUUCAAGACAAACCAGAAAACGUGCUGAGGAUAUCCAAAGUGUGACAGGAAGGGGCAGCCUUCCAGCCCAACAACUAUGCCUUUCGGGCUGAAAUUGCGACGGACCAGGCGCUAUAAUGUCCUCAGCAAGAACUGCUUUGUGACACAAAUCCGUCUGCUGGACAACAAUGUGAUUGAGUGCACGCUCUCAGUGGAGAGCACAGGGCAGGAGUGUCUGGAGGCUGUGGCCCAGAGGCUGGAAUUACGUGAGACACACUACUUUGGCCUUUGGUUUCUCAGCAAGAGCCAGCAAGCACGAUGGGUAGAACUGGAAAAACCUCUGAAGAAACAGCUGGACAAAUUUGCCAAUGAGCCUUUGCUUUUCUUUGGGGUAAUGUUCUAUGUGCCCAAUGUGUCCCGACUGCAGCAGGAGGUCACAAGGUAUCAGUAUUACCUACAAGUGAAAAAAGAUGUUCUUGAUGGUCGAUUGCGUUCUUCGUUGGAUCAGGGGAUCCGGCUGGCUGGCUUAGCUGUGCAAGCGGAUUUUGGUGACUAUAAUCAGUUUGAAUCUCAUGAUUUCCUCCGAGAAUAUGUUCUGUUUCCUAUGGAUUGGACUCAAGAUGAAGCAGUCCUGGAAGAUCUGACUCAAAAGGUAGCUCAGGAACAUAAAACUCACAGUGGCAUACCAGCAGCAGAAGCUGAACUUAUGUACAUCAGUGAAGUGGAACGCCUUGAAGGGUUUGGACAAGAAAGCUUUCCUGUGAAGGACAAUCAUGGAAAUGAUAUGCAUCUUGGCAUUUUCUUCAUGGGAAUCUUCAUAAAAAAUAGAAUUGGAAGGCCAACAGUGAUAUACAGGUGGAAUGAUAUUGGGAAUAUAAUACAUAACAAGUCUUCAAUCAUCGUGGAGUUGAUCAACAAAGAAGAAACCGUGCUCUUUCACACAGAUGAUAUUGAAAAUGCAAAAUAUAUUUCACGGCUGUUUGCUGCAAGGCAUAAGUUUUAUAAACAGAAUAAAAUCUGCACAGAACAAUCAAGUUCUCCUCCCCCUAUCAGACGGCGGCCCACCUGGAGUAGGUCAUCCUUGCCAAGACAGCACCCAUUUAUACUGCCACCUAUGCAUGUCCAGUGCGGAGAACACUACACUGAAACAAACAACUCACAAGACAGCAUUUUCCAUGGAAAUGAAGAAACAUUCUAUUGUAGAUCUCAGACCAGCUUGGACAGGUGUCCCAUGGACUUCAGCUACUUAAAUGGUAAUGGGCCAAAUGGCAGUAUGUGCAGUGCCCACAGCAUGAACUCUCUCAACCGUUCACAGAACUUCGUUCAAGCAUCUCCAAUGUCCUCCAAUCUCAGCAUCCCAGGAAGUGAUAUCAUGAGAGCAGACUACAUCCCCAGCCAUAGACAUAGUGCCAUCAUAGUGCCGUCCUACAGGCCAACGCCAGACUAUGAAACUGUCAUGAGGCAAAUGAAGAGGGGGGUUAUUCACAUGGAUAGUCAAAGUCAAUCUUUAAGGAACCUCAAUAUUGGAAAUACACAUGCUUACAACCAGCCAGAAGACCUGGUUUACAGCCAACCUGAAAUUCGAGAGAGACAUCCCUAUACUGUUCCUUACGGGCCGCAUGGUGGUUAUAACAAACCUGUUGCCCCAUCUGACCAAAUGAACCCUAAUAAUGCUGUGCAGAAUAAGGCAGCAGCCAGUGCCAUAUCCCACACAGUUAGCACGCCAGAACUGGCUAACAUGCAGCUGCAGAGCAGUCAAAGCUAUAGUACUGUCCAUAUGUUAAAUAACUAUCUUUUCAGGCCACCACCUCCAUAUCCACGUCCACGUCCUGCCACCAGCACGCCUGACCUAGCGAGCCACCGUCAUAAAUAUGUCAGUGGCAGUAGCCCUGAUUUGGUUACUCGUAAGGUCCAGCUCUCAGUGAAGACAUUCCAAGAGGACAGCUUGCCAGUGGUUCAUCAGUCACUCCAGGAGGUUAGCGAGCCACUCAUGGCAGUCAAGCAUCAUGCAGCUUUGCACAAGCGCCAUAGUUUGGAGGUCAUCAGCAAUAUGGUACGUGGUAUAGAAGCUAUGGCUUUAAAAACUUUAAAUGCCCCUCUGCCACGUAGAAACACCUUGCGAGAGCAGGUGCAGCCAGAAGAGGCAGCGCAGAUGGAACACGCGGUUCAGCAGCUCCCUUGCUACCAUCACAAGAAGACGUUCUCGAGUGCCACGAUGCUGAUACACAGCAGUGAAAGCGAAGAGGAAGAAGAAGCUUCAGAAUCAGUGUCACAGAUAGCACCGCUCCACGAAAAUGUGGAAUAUAGUGCUCAGUUGCAAGCUGCUUUGGCUAGAAUACCAAAUAAACCUCCUCCUGAGUAUCCCGGGCCAAGGAAAAGUAUUAGCAAUGGAGCCCUGAGGCAGGACCAAGUAAACAUUUCAGUGGCUGUAGCUAGGGCCAAGGCCAUGAGGCCAGGGCCUACCAAGGCCAUUAGCGUGUCUCGGACUGAUCAAAUGACAAUGAAUGGGGCCUCACUUGGACCAUCUAUCUCAGAGCCUGACCUCACGAGUGUAAAGGAGAGGGUCAAGAAAGAACCAGUGAAGGAAAGGCCUGUGUCCGAAAUGUUUUCUAUCGAGGACAGCAUUAUAGAAAGAGAGAUGAUGAUGAGGAAUCUAGAGAAGCAGAAGAUGGCAGGCCUGGAGGCCCAGAAGAGGCCCUUGAUGUUGGCAGCGUUAAAUGGACUCUCCGUUGCUAGAGUUCCAGUGCCUGAGGAUAGCCAGGAUGAAGUAGCCAAGGUGCCAAUGGAUGAGAGGUGCAAAAUCUUGAAGAGGAAGUUGGAAGAGGGGAUGGUAUUCACCGAAUAUGAGCAGAUUCCAAAGAAAAAGGCAGAUGGGAUCUUCACCACUGCAGCAUUGCCUGAAAAUGCUGAGCGCAACCGCAUCAGGGAAGUCGUUCCAUAUGAGGAGAACAGAGUAGAGUUGGUACCAACCAAAGAAAAUAAUACAGGCUACAUCAAUGCCUCGCACAUAAAGGUUACUGUAGGUGGGGAGGAAUGGCACUAUAUAGCCACACAAGGACCUUUGCCACACACUUGCCAUGACUUCUGGCAGAUGGUGUGGGAACAGGGGGUGAAUGUUAUAGCCAUGGUCACAGCUGAAGAGGAAGGAGGAAGAAGCAAGAGUCAUCGCUACUGGCCUAAACUGGGCUCUAAGCACAGCUCAGCCACUUAUGGGAAGUUUAAGGUGACAACUAAGUUCCGCACGGAUUCUGGAUGCUAUGCUACUACGGGGCUGAAGGUCAAGCAUCUUUUGUCUGGGCAGGAGAGGACAGUGUGGCACUUGCAGUAUACUGACUGGCCUGAUCAUGGUUGUCCAGAAGAAGUCCAAGGCUUUUUGUCCUAUUUGGAGGAGAUACAGUCGGUACGUCGCCAUACCAACAGCGUGUUGGAUGCUAGCAAUAAUUGCAACCCGCCAAUCGUGGUUCACUGCAGUGCAGGUGUAGGGAGGACAGGGGUGGUUAUCCUAACAGAACUGAUGAUUGGCUGCUUGGAACAUAAUGAAAAAGUGGAUGUUCCGGUGAUGCUGAGACACCUACGGGAGCAGAGAAUGUUCAUGAUUCAGACCAUCGCUCAGUACAAAUUUGUCUAUCGUGUGCUCAUCCAGUUCCUACAAAACUCUAGACUCAUUUAAUCUCCUUAGAGAUCCCAGACGCAGUAUUGUGGAUUGGACUGAACCUUAUUGGCAAGACAGACACAUUUCUUUGACAAACGUGUCUUUUAUCAUGGUGUGCAAAUAUUGCACGUGCUCAAGUUGCCUCAAAAGUAAGGAGUCCUUGUUCUUCCGUAGAGAGUACCACAAAUUAUUUUGUACAAGGUAAUUUAUUUUUCAUGGAAUAACUUCUGAAUUUCUUGAACUUGUAAAACUUGUGGUGAGGUUUGAAUUGACAUAACUGAUCUGCGUUGCCAAGUGUCCAUAGGGAAGGUGAUCCUCUCCAGGGGAGUUUUGUUGACCUGUAUUCUGUUAUAUGGUUUAUGAAAUGAACAGGUCUUCAGGGAAUGGCUUUUUUCCAGUAAGAACAUUUUAGAGCCAAUUUUGUGGCUUUCACAAUGAAAACAAGACCUGCUAAAAGCCAGUUAAGACUCUGUAAUGGGCCAAAUCUGAUGAUAAAUACAGAGAAGAUACAAUGCAGAGAACCCAAAACAUGCAUCCAUAAAUGAAUGGAUGGAAGCAUUACAAAGUAAGCAGUAGGGUAUUUCAGGCAGGAAAGCUGGGUAUGUGGCAUUACCCCUUGGCUUGAAGUGGUUUCCAUCAUAUACAGGGUUUACAGUUUUGUUCAAUGGUUCUCCGCACCCCCACUAUAAAAAUUGUUCCAACGCCACUAUAAUCAGGUGUACAGAGACCUCAGAUGUUCAAAAUUUGGCAAGAAUUACCAUUGCAGCUUAGUACUUGACAAGAAGCCAUAUUACACUUUUGUUAAUAUCCACCAGCCUUUGAUCCCGUCCUAGAUAAAGAGCUGUAAUACUCUGGCUAGGGCCCUGAACCCAACCACAUUGUAGUCAGUGGGAGUCUUUCAAUCAACCUUAGUGGGCUUUGGAUUGAGCAAUAGAAAAAUGUCAGCCAAUUGCAGCCCAGAAAAUAGAAGUCAGACAUUAUGUUCUCACAAAUGACUAACCCUUUCAUUGUUGUCACAAGGCCAAAUCCCACUCACCUUAUUCAGGCAAGGAAUGUCAUUAAGGUCGAGACAUCUCAUCUCCAAUCGCAGAGUUUUGUUUUCUGCACGAAUCGUUCUCAGUCACUUAGAUGGUUUACUUUCUAGCCCUUCGUGCAGUGCCCAUGAUCUGUGCUCUCUGACCGAUAUCCCUGUGUUCUGUUUACUAUCCUGGCUGCUGCCAAAAUAGUGAACUGAAGUUUUUCGCUUACAGACUGCUCCUGCCCUCAGAUUCUUUCCCAGUCCAUGUCUCGCAGUUUGACCAUAUCACACCCCAGCCCUUCUGGCACUGGCAAGCUUUAUUUCUUAGCUUUCAUUCCCCCCCACCCGCCCCCCUGCAUUAAAUUGCAGAGGCCAUUUGCCCACUCAGGUUACCAUUUUUAUCCCAGGUCUCUUUGUAUCCUUUCUCUCCUUUUAUUUAUAUUCCAGUAGCCACUGAAGGCCCCAGUCUGCUACAUCACAUAAGGAGAGAAAAUCCCUGCCCUGAAAUGUUUACAAUCUGAAUAGACAAGACAGACAGAUGGGGAGAGAAAGGAAGUGUUGUUAUCCCCAUUAUACAAGUGGGGAGGUGAGGUACAGCUACUUUAAGUGACUUACCCAAGGUCACACAUGAAGUCUGUGGCAGGAGACAUGGGUUCCAUUCGUGGCUCUAAAUCCCAGGCCAGAACCUUAACCACCAGACCAUCACUUUCCUCUCUUUUCCCUCUGCCUUCCCUUGAGACUGGCUGACUGUUCCACAUCCUUUGUGCAAGUUCCCUCCUCUAGAUCAUUCAUUUAUUUCACUGAAGCCACAUGUUCACUGUGGAUCACUUUGUCCAAAAGUGAUAGCUGCUGUACUUUAAAAAAAAAAAAUGUAAUUAACAGUAUAGCUGGGUGGUGCUGACUCGUAAAAAACCAAAGCCACCAUAUCUUAGAAAACUUGGUACAAUGGGUCAAAUUAAAAUCCAGUGUAAUGUACUGAGCUCAGUGGAACUGCAUUUGCUUUCUUCAGCUCUCAAUUUUAGCCCCAUAUGACUGACAGCCCUGAUCUUGUAGUGCAGUCUUCAUGAUGCACCCCCACGGCAACCCCCAGAAGCCAGGGGCAGGAGUCCACUUGUGUACAUCACCCUGCAAGGCCCACGCAGGCUUUGCUUGAAAUACCAGAAAACAUUAAAGAAUCCAUGCAUAAAUGUGGUUUCAGUCAAGGGUUUGCUUUAAAUGUAUGCUAGUGACACGCUAUUACAACACUUGUGAAAGAAAUGGAUGGAAGAGCAUUUUGAGUCUGGUAUAGUCACUUGGCAGUACUUUAGAUGGGGCAAUUUUCUGUUAGUUUUGAGCAGAAAAAAGGAAGCUUAACUUUAAAAAGUCUGCUCGGGCCGUUGCUAUUACCUGACUGAGCUUAUACAAUGUAUAAAUCAGGGCCAAAUCUCCCCCCCUCCUCCCAAAAGGACACAUUUACCUGCUGUCAUCUGUGUUUUAUUUGCUUUAUCCUGGCUAGCCAUGACCCAUUAUAUAGCUUCCACCUAUCUUACUCUAGAAACAAUCUAAACUGGAUGGGUACAUAAUGACUGUAGGUGGGUUUAGAUCCAUGCUGCCUAACCCCUAAUCUGGAAACACCGCCUGUAGUCCAGCAAGCAGAGCCUGCAGUGUAUAAACUUUAUAGGAGACCCAGGAUUAGGGUGAAACAUUGCACUCAGUAUGGUCACUCCCAGCUGCUGCAUUUUCAGAACUUGUCUUCCGGACUUCAGCAGCCAAAUGUAAGCUCUUGUUUGUUCUGAUUAAAGCUGUUUGCAAAGGCCACAUAAUUGUUUUAAACAAAUGGUUAAAGGCUCACUCCUACAAGAUUCUGAGUGCCCUCAACUUCAGUUGGGAGUUGAGGACACUCAGACCAGAUCCUCAAAGGUAUUUUAGAUACUUAACUCCCAUUAUGCACCUAAAUAAAUACCUUUGAGGCUCUGGGUGUGAGUGCCUUACAGAUGUUGCUUAUGCUGGUAGCUUGGCAUUUACAGUAACAUACUAGGGUGAAGGCAUAAUGGUGAGAAAAGAAAAGACAGGUUUCAGUUUCAAGCCACCAAAGGAUGGUUAGGAAAAAAAAAAUAGACCUAGUUAAACUAUCUUGAUAUUAUGUUUAAGAAUCAGCUGAUUUUCAGUCAUCUUUAGUUUUUCUCUAAUGCCUUCUGCCAGUGCCAACAUCUCUCUUGUUAAAUUAGCAGCAACCAUUUAAAGUCUUUUCAGUGGCAUCUGCAUGGUAAUUGCACAGAGAUGCUUUAUAUCUGGGAAUCAGGCCAAGGAAUAAACCUUGAAGCAAAGUGUAUUAAAUUAGUUAUCUCGUUACAGCUUUUUGAAUAAUUUCCUAAUGAUGAAUUAAGUUUGAACUCAGCCCUGUCAAGUUCCAUUGCUCCAUUUGGAUUUGAAAGGUAGAAAAUCAGAAGGGAAAAUAAUUGUUCCUAGGUCGUCUUAGUCAGGUAUCUUGGCGGAAAUGUAUAUGACUACUGCUUCUUUGGAUCUUCUGUAAGCACAGGAAAAAAAGUUAUGAGAGCAUAAAUAGCUGUGUUAAAAAGGAAGAAAAUUCAGCACCAUUGUCGUUACGUGGCUUUUUGUAGUGCAAAGGCACAUUACAGGUUUCUUUAAAAAAAAUAAUAAUAAUUACAAAAUGGCACCAAAAGCCUUUCAACAUUAGCAAUAAGUGCCUAUUAAUGAGCCAGAUAGAUGGUCACAUAACAACCACUUUCAGUCGGCUACUAAAAUGGUAGCUGGAGUUUAAGGUGACUCACUCUUUCCCUUUUAUUGAAAGCUUGGUCAUUUUAGACUUUCCUUUUGUCUGACUUCAGUGUAUUUUUCUUGCUAGAUUUUAUCUUGACUAGAUCAGCUAGUAUCUUAAAUGAACUGAAAUGGUGUAUGUCUCCAGAGCUUCCUCUCUUGUCCCAUUUGUAACGGUAACUUCAUCAUGCCAGGGUUUUACAGUUGAGAGAGGUGAAUCUACUCCAUAUUGUAGAGGAAAAACGGAAUAUUCCGAUGCUGAAGGACUGCAGCUUUAUCACACCCAGGUUCUUUGGAACAUAUUUUCUUCAUCUUAAGGGAAGGACAGGAAUAAGCAUUUUCUAUCCAAUUUCAUUUGUUACAGUAGAAAUGAAAGCAUGGGACUUAAAGGAACAGUAUCUUUUCAUUUCUCUCCUACAGUUUUAGCAUCUGGGUCUUUUAAAAGGAAAAGGAGAAUGAAAACUCUAGUUAUAUUUGUGGUUUUCAUGCUGUAUUCACAUCAAAGCAUGGGCAAUGGGUAGUUCACAAGAAACCACUUUUAAAGCACCAACUCCCACAAAUUGAACUGCACAGCUACUUGAAGCAGUUCUGAAAACUAACUCCAAAUAGACUUCUUCCAACUCUUGCCAGUUUCUAUCUGACACACUCACCCAUGUUAUAUCCCUGUGAAUGUCUUAUGCUCCUUCAUCUACUUCAUAAAAGGGAAUUUUAAGUAGAUCAAUAAGCCUGCAUUCAUUUUUUUUCUAGAUAAAAUGUUACUGUUUAACAGCCAUAACUUUUGUGGUUUAAUAUUGAACACGUUGAACUGCUAAUAGUUAACAUUGACCCCAAAUUCCAUAGUACCCAAGUCCCCAGCUCAUGGGUAGAGUUCAUGCUCUUAACUAUAUAUAGGUCAGGGAUGGGGAAAAUGGCUUUGCUCAAUUUAGAAUUCACUUAUAAAUAGUUUGAUCAGAACUUAUGGAGUUCUGAAGUUUGCAUUCCACCACACUUUGCGGUGCAGAAGGGAUGGAGCUCUGCCCAGUGCCUGAGGCUCAUCUGCUCUGUCCCUGGCUGCCUCAACUGACCUGCCACAACACGCCAUGCCAGCAGCUGGCUGCUGUCUCUGCAGAAACCCUAAACAUGAGGGUUUCGUCUGAUGAUUUGAAGGUACCGGCUGCAGAAUUUGGGGCCAUUUUGCCAUGCAUAUAAAUGGUAGAUGGGCAUGUGACCAGGCACAAGUAGGGCAGGGCAGGGUGAGACUCUGCAUGCAGGAAUACCCAGCUUCACAGUCUGAUACAAUGCUCUCUAGUGGGCUGGAAAUUGAGUUGCAUCCCCUUGGGCACUGGCAAGGUCCCUAAGCACUGAAUGGGGUUUCAGAGUUAGUGGAAUAUAGUCUUGAGGCUUUCAUACUAAAUCUGAUGUAACUUUGUAUUGUAGGUGGUAUGUUAACAGUGAUCAGAUGUUGUUUGAUUUGUUUUGGAUUGAGAGGAUAGCAGACUGGUUAUUCUUUCACUAAUUUCACCUGCUCACAUUACUAAUGCAGUCCAGACAGUUAAACCAAAUUCACUGAAGGACACUUCUGCCCCAUUAGCUGUGGCUUAUUUAUCUGUUGUCCCAGCUCCAAGUAUCAUUCUGUAUUUAUAGAAUUAAAAACAUUCUGGACUUAGAAACCAGAGGCUUUAGGGUAAAUUCUUUUAGGAAGUUUUGUUUAACUUUUGUUUUAAUGUCAACUGUUAUUUACCAGACAGACAAUGUGUGUGUCAAAAAUAUAUUUAUAUUCAUCCAAUUCUUCCAGCAAAUAAAACCACAACAUGCUCUACCUGAAACCACUAUGAAAUUCCCCAGCCUAUCCAUGCAUUUGCCAGUUGAUCAGUAUUUCAUUGUAUACAAAGGACAGCCUUUCUGCAUCUGAUGCAUAUCAACUCUCGUGCGCUUUACAGGCACAAGAAAUGCAGGACUGUGCACCUUGGCAGCAAAUGGAAAUUUAGCAAUAUACCAGCAGCCCUAAUCGAACAAUCCCAGCACCAUUUCGAAAUAGUGGAAAUAAAACUAACAUUUCUAAAAACAAAUAAAUUCUUUAAAUUUGCAAUUUAUUUUAAUGUCAAUAUUCACCUAUCUAGAACCUCAGGUCAGCACUCCUUAUACAGGUAAGAGUCCUAAGCAGCUCAGGAGGACUGGUGCCUGAGUAAAAUGGAGAGGAAUUGAUUAGAAUUUAAUAACUGCAGUUUUGCUUGCAAAGAUCCAUUCUCUUGCUGCUAUUUUUUAAAACAAAUCAACAAAACUAGAAGCAUUUUGUUAAUGGGAUAAUUGGCCUGUUGAGGUUACGCCUUAUAGAAGACAUUUUCCCCGCUAGUAAAGUAUCUUACUGUUGAUAUUUUUCAAAGGAAAAAAAGUUUACACAUGUAUAAUUGUGUGGGACAUAUGUUACAUAACAUGUUAAAUUAGUUUUACAUCACUGGACGUUCUAUUUUACUUCAGUAUUUCAAUGCUUGCUUUUGUAUUUGUUCUGUAACUCUGUACAUUACAGUUAAGUCCAAGACAAUGAUUUAACAAUUUCUCAGCCUCAUAGUAUGUAUACAUUUUGUAGACAAUUGAGGUCAAUUUCCACACCCCAACCCCUUUUAAUUCAAGAUGAAUGGCAUACUCAUUUUAUACUAUUGAAAGUCUUUUAAAAAAAACUAUGCAUGCUAUUUUAUAUUUUAAUGUAUAUUAUUCAUAUCAGUACAUAAGCUUAUGCUUAUCAGUUUUAUCUUGUGUAUAAAACUGAUUACUUUUGACAGUAUUUUUGCACUGUUUCUCUUCUCUUUAUAAAAAGAACUAUUCAGCAUUAGAUGACUGCAAUAACUUUUUUACAUCUUUCACUGCCUUUGUGUAAAUAGUUUCCUAUAUGCCUUUUCGGAUGUGAGACUCAUGACUCACUAAGCUCUUUUUUGUAAAAGAUUGUCUAUCCUUUGUAUUCAUAGUAUGCAAUAAACUUUUUUUUCCCCCUGAA
This is a messenger RNA of Trachemys scripta elegans, 10848 nucleotides long. RefSeq names its product protein tyrosine phosphatase non-receptor type 14 (gene PTPN14). Gene Ontology annotation, molecular function: protein tyrosine phosphatase activity. NCBI's taxonomy places the organism in Eukaryota, Metazoa, Chordata, Testudines, Emydidae. The transcript is spliced from 19 exons. Gene Ontology annotation, biological process: lymphangiogenesis; protein dephosphorylation. The coding region runs from base 548 to 4120 and encodes 1190 amino acids. Gene Ontology annotation, cellular component: cytoskeleton. The record is from RefSeq and is a predicted model, not a curated record.